AUAACUGAUUUUUAAUUCAAAUUGCAUAAGAUAUUAGAUGAUCGAUGCCUCAUCAGAUACUAUUGAUAGAAACAGUCAGUGUUUCUAAGAGCCCUGCCAAUUGUCAUUCUUCAUCCCCAAAGGCCAAAGCACCAAUGGUGUGUGUUUUAGAAUAUUUAUUUAUCUAAACUUCUUUCUUUCCAUCCCUCAGUUCCCCCACUGCUUCAACCUUCAGUCUCCUCCACAACAGACAGGGAAUCUCUUUGUAGGUCAGAGAAGGUCUGAUAUUUUUAGGUUAUUUUCCACCUCAGGACUUUCUGCCAUCUACCAACCAACAAACAAAAUACUAAAAACAUUUCCAACAAACGUAGGUGUUCCCUUCAGGAUGUGACGGAUAAGGCCUUAAUGUGUAUGUACUCAAGUUGUUGGGUCUGGUAAGGCUAUUCUCGUUUGUUCAUCUCAGUUAAAAAGCAGAACUUGUUUGAGGACCAACAAAGCGAAAACUCGUCUCUGGUGAGUGGUGACAGACGGCCAGAGGCCACGCAAGAGUUUGUUCAGGGUUGCAGAGAUUAAGGAGAACGUAAUGGCGAGCGGAAUUUAGGCACAAUCAUAAGGGAGGAUCAUUGGGUUGGAUAAGCUUCUAAUACAAAUGAUCCAGGAAAAUAUUCUCUCACUACCUCUGUCAGAGAUCCACUACCUGGGCCAGCUCCAUAAGGACAGCAUGUUUCGUGUGGCCCUGGACCAGAUCCAGUUCUCCAGGAUGGAGCAGCACUUUGACACACUGAUCCUAGGUCAGAGUGAAGGUGGGCAUUGCUUCACGGCGGUGGCUCUGGUGUGGGACGUAGACCCCCCUCCGCCCGCAGAUCCCUUUGCUUUGGUGGCGUCCCUGGUGCUUGGACCUUCAAUGGAGGAACCGGGCCGCAGAUCAUCGCCGGAGGAACCAGACCACCGACCAUCCAGACCGGGGACCGUCGCUGGAGGCUCCGGACCGGGGACCGUCGCUGGAGGUUCCGGACCGUGGAUGGUCGCUGCAGGUUCCGGACCGUGGAUCGUCGCUGCAGGCUCCGGACCGUGGAUCGUCGCUGCAGGCUUCGUGCCGUGGAUCGUCGCUGGAGGCUUCGUGCCGUGGAUCGUCGCUGGAGGCUUCGUGCCGUGGAUCGUCGCUGGAGGCUUCGUGCCGUGGAUCGUCGCUGGAGGCUUCGUGCCGUGGAUCGUCGCUGGAGGCUUCGUGCCGUGGAUCGUCGCUGGAGGCUUCGUGCCGUGGAUCGUCGCUGGAGGCUUCGUGCCGCGGAUCGUCGCUGGAGGCUUCGUGCCGCGGAUCGUCGCUGGAGGCUUCGUGCCGCGGAUCGUCACUGGAGGCUUCGUGCCGUGGAUAAUCACUGGAGGCUUCGUGCCAUGGAUAAUCACUGGAGGCUUCGUGCCAUGGAUCAUCACUGGAGGCUUCGGGGCAUGGAUCAUCACUGGAGGCUUCGUGACAUGGAUCAUCACUGGAGGCUUCAGGCCAUGGAUUAUCACCGGAGGCUUCGUGCCAUGGAUCAUCACUGGAGGCGUCGGGCCAUGGAUCAUCACUGGGGGCUUUGAACGUGGAGCCGGAACAGAUCUCACCAGACUGAGGAGACAUACUGGCAGCCUAGUGAGUGGAGCUGCCACAACACAUCCUGGCUGGAUACCCACUCUAGCUCGGUGAGUGUGGAGAGCUGGCACAGGACGCACUGGGCUAUGACGGCGCACUGGAGGCAUAGUGCGUAGAGCCGGCGCAGGACACACUGGACCGGGGAGGCGCACCGGAGGUCUGAAGCGCAGAGCUGGCAUAACUCAUCCUGGCUGGAUACCCCCCUUAGCCCGGCAAGUGCGGGGAGCUGGAACAGGCAGCACUGGGCUUUGCUGGCGAACCGGGGACUCCUUGAGUAGAGCUGGUGCAGGAUAACCUGGGCCGAAGAGAUGCACCGGAGGCCAGGAACGCUGAGCCAGCCAGGACGGAUCCUGGCUGAAUGCCCACUUUAGCACAGCCACUGCGGGGAGCUUGCACAAAGCGCACCGGGCUGUGGCUGAGCACCGAAGGCAUGGUGCUCAGAACGGGAUAACACUGUGCUUGACCAGUCAUUCUCUCCCCACGGUAAGCACGGGGAGUUGGCUCAGGUCAACAACCUGACUCCUCCAAUCUCCCUGUGUGCCCCUCACCAAACAUUUUUUGGGGGCUGCAUCUCGUGCUUGCUUCAUUGCCGGACUCCCUCGCUGCUUCCACCUGUUCCCAUGGGAGGCGAUCCCUUCCGGCCAGGAUCUCCUCCCACGUCCAGGAUCCUUUGCCGUCAAGGACGUUCUCAAAUGUCCAGUCCUCCUAACCACACUGCUUGGUCCGUUUGUGGUGGGAUCUUCUCUAACGUCCGUUGUUAGAAGGAGACCAACGUGCAGCGUGGUAAGUGUUCAUGAUUCUUUAUUUACCCAGAACACCAAACAAAACAACAAAAGAAUAUCGAACGUCACGUUCUGCAGGCUUCACAGAGCUAACAAAAGAACCCGCCAUCCAGGUAGCUGCCUCAACCCACACAUGCACCAAUAAUAAAUCAAUCACAUCCAAUGUGUGACAUGCUUCGUAAACAACAAGGGCAGACUAACAGUGAAAUGCUUCCUAUAUAGAAUAUAACACUGUAUUUGAAUUCAUAAAGCACAGUAAAUCAAAUUUAAAAAAUUGAGAUGAUCAGUGAUGAUCCUUCAAUGCUGCCGAAGGUCUAUUUUCAUACAAGAAAAGGGCGGAGAGUUUGAGAUAUUAAGGAUGAAAAGCCGUUUUUAUAGUUCAAAUGAUUGUGUUCUAAGAAUCUCUCUCCACCUCCCAACAGGGAAGUCCUUUAUGACUCUGUUGACCAUGGCCAAGUUUGAGUGGUUUGAGGACUGGAAAGAUGCCAAGCUAAACAAGAGAGGGUUCGAUUACGAAGAGCUGAAGAUGAGCAUGGCCAAGGAGCUCCGAGAUUGGGCACUGGUUGUCUUCCCUCAGCUCAGGGAUAAGGUGGUGUAUUUGGAUGGAGGCUUCCACACCCCUGACCAACAUGCACUACCUGGGCGCCCCACGUGGGGAGAUGCAUGUGGCUGAACACAACAUGGACUGCUACAGCCGGGAGACGGUGGCCAGAACCCGGCCCCCCACGCCCAUCAAGGGAUUCUA
Messenger RNA from Oncorhynchus keta (chum salmon), 3139 nucleotides. RefSeq lists its product as uncharacterized. Bases 629 to 1666 code for a protein of 345 amino acids. The transcript is spliced from 2 exons. The record is from RefSeq and is a predicted model, not a curated record. NCBI's taxonomy places the organism in Eukaryota, Metazoa, Chordata, Actinopteri, Salmoniformes, Salmonidae.